AUGUCGGAAGUCGAGAAUAGAACAGCUUCAGCUUUUGCGGGCCUGCCAGUAGGGGAUCAUUCAAAUGAACUUCCCCAGAAAUCCUCUGGACUGUCACAUCUACGAAGUUAUUUUAGCAUUGAAGUUACCACAAACCAUGCCGAUCUUUUGCUGUUGCUGUGCUGCUUGGUCACCGGUUUCGUGGAUAGCACGUUCUACAAUGGUAGAGUCUUCUGGAAUAAAGGAAAUACAAUAUUUGUUGCUCUCGGUGCAUCUGGCCAGAACACUAGGCCAUACGGCUGGGCCAGAUCUCUCUCAUCGAUUGGCUUCUUCAUCAUUGGAUCUUUAUUCUUCUCUCGGUUUAACCGCACCUUCGGUGCUCGCCGACGUGGAACAAUUGUGAGCUCUUUCCUACUACAGAGCAUCUGUAUACUUAUCGCCAGUGGUCUGAUAGAAGGAGGAGCCAUCGAUGGAACGGUCUCAAGAACUCCAAUUGUACACUGGAACCAACUUGCUCCUAUAGCACUCUUGAGCUUUCAGUCUGCUGGUCAGAUUGUAAGCAGUAGGGCGCUGGAUGUGGGCGAGAUUCCCACCGUGGUGAUAACAAGUCUACUUUGCGAUCUUUUCUCAGAUCCAUUACUGUUUGACUCGCAUAUCAAAAACCCCAAGAGAAAUAGAAGAGCAGCUGCUUUUAUAUUGACCUUGGUUGGAGCGAUUGUAGGUGGUUGGGUCUAUAAAGCAACCGGAGGAGUUCAGACAAUGCUAUGGGUUGCCGCUGCUGUCAAAUUUCUGCUUGCCCUGUCGUGGAUAUUUUGGGCAAGUGCAUGA
Molecule: messenger RNA, 807 nt
Organism: Lachnellula hyalina
Lineage: Eukaryota; Fungi; Ascomycota; Leotiomycetes; Helotiales; Lachnaceae
Exons: 2
Coding region: 1-807 (268 amino acids)
Source: RefSeq, a predicted model, not a curated record